AUGCCUACAGCAUUCCAACUCGACACCACCACCUGUCAGUGCUUUCGCGUGUCUCGUCAAGGACGUGAAAAGCAAAAAGCGGUCAUACAGGCAUUAAUAUCCCAACAAAAUCAUCACAGCAAAGAGAGUAAUGAAGUGCAGCAAAUGGACACGCACACUACAUGUUUGCGAAGCUGUUUAGCAUUAACGAAGUGCAUAAAUGAAACACUGCAGUUUAAAAGUACCAACAAUGUGGAACUGUUGCCCGAAAUAAAUAGUUUGAUUGUAGCAACAACAAUAUUGGAAUUAAUAUUAGUGCUUCCAACAAUAAUUAAAAAGUCGUUGUUUGUACUAUGUCAGUUGACAGAUGCGUUAGCUGAUGUAUUUCUUGCUAAAGGCCAAACAACUAAGCAUGUAGUCUACCCAUUCGGUCUGCGGAAGCAGCUAUGGCCAGUAAAACACUCCAAAAUAAAUCCCAUUUCUAUUUAUUCAAAAACUUAUUCAAAUGCUGUAAUCUACGCUGACCAGUGGUUAAACAUUUGUUCUGUGGAGGACAAAAUUCGCUUGACAAUAGAACACAAGAAAAAGGGCAGAGAAAAAAUUGAGGGGAAGCUGAGAAUUGCUGUUGGCGUUUCUAACCAGAAAGCUUUUAAAAGUGAAAAAAUUGGUCCAUUACCACAUUUUAUCGUUUUAAAAGCAUGCUUAUUGCAGGAUGCUCCCUCUGUGAAUGUUGUGCACACGUCGUGA
Echinococcus granulosus is the source of this 726-nucleotide messenger RNA. RefSeq lists its product as hypothetical. NCBI's taxonomy places the organism in Eukaryota, Metazoa, Platyhelminthes, Cestoda, Cyclophyllidea, Taeniidae. The coding region runs from base 1 to 726 and encodes 241 amino acids. The record is from RefSeq and is a predicted model, not a curated record. The transcript has 5 exons.